Cetraspora pellucida is the source of this 963-nucleotide messenger RNA. Lineage: Eukaryota; Fungi; Glomeromycota; Glomeromycetes; Diversisporales; Gigasporaceae. The record is from the annotation of a GenBank genome assembly.
AUGGCUUCAGUUCUUGAUCAAAUAAAAACAUGGACAACCAUUGUUGCUGAUACGGGUGAUUUUGAGUCGAUUGCUCAAUAUAAACCCCAAGAUGCAACCACCAAUCCUUCUUUAAUUUUGGCUGCCACCAAAAAAUCUACUUAUAAUGAUUUAAUUGAUUCUGCUGUAAAAUAUGCAAAGAACAAAGAAGGAACUAUCGACGAAAAGGUUGAUUGGGCUGCUGAUAAAUUGUUGAUCAAUUUUGGCUCCAAAAUUCUUAACAUCAUUCCAGGUCGUGUUUCUACCGAAGUAGAUGCUAAACUUUCGUUCGAUACUGAGGCAACAAUCAACAAAGCUAGACAUCUUAUCAAACUUUAUGAGGAAGUUGGUAUCGAUAAGUCUCGCGUGUUGAUCAAGAUUGCUUCAACUUGGGAAGGAAUUAAAGCUGCUGAAAGACUUGAAAAAGAAGGGAUUCAUUCUUAUUCGUUUAGGGAAGUUGUAUUUAGAGAGGUCUUGACUGCCGUUGCAUGCGCAGAAGCGGGUAUAACUCUAAUUUCCCCCUUCGUUGGCCGAAUUCUUGACUGGUACAAAAAAAAUACUGGCCAAAAUUAUGAUGCCAAAAGUGACCCUGGUGUAAAAUCCGUAACUAGAAUCUAUAAAUAUUAUAAACAACAUGGAUAUAAAACUAUUGUAAUGGGCGCAAGUUUUCGCAAUACUGGUGAGAUUGAAGAAUUAUCCGGCUGUGAUUUCUUAACUAUCAGUCCCGCGUUGUUGAAUGAAUUGCAAAACGAUCAUAAAAAGAUUGAAAGAAAGUUGUGCCUUGCCCCGAAUGAUAAUGAACCAAAGGUUACUUAUGACGAAAGAUCAUUUAGGUGGGACCUCAACGAAGACGCAAUGGCCACUGAAAAACUUUCUGAAGGGAUUAGAAAGUUCGCUCAAGACAACCAGACUUUAAAGAAUGAAUUAAGGAAACAUUUUGUUUAA